AUGACGACAACCACCUCCCCUCACGUUCCUUACAUACGAAAAUGCCUCUCCCUGGCCGAGCAAUCACCCCCUCGCCCAACCAACUUCCGCGUCGGUGCCCUCCUAAUCUCCCGCAAAGACGAUGACCCCGCCAUGGCCGAUGACCGCAUUCUCUCGACCGGGUACACAAUGGAGCUAGCGGGCAACACACACGCCGAGCAAUGCUGCUUUGCCAAUUAUGCAGCAGUGCACCAGGUGGCCGAGGAGGCUGUCCCCGAUGUGCUCCCGGUCGAGCCUGGCCGCAAACUUGUUAUGUAUGUGACGAUGGAGCCAUGUGGGAAGCGACUGUCGGGCAAUGCGCCGUGUGUGCAGCGCAUUACGAGGACGCGAGAGGGUGGCCGGGCGGGGAUUCAGAAGGUUUUCUUCGGAGUCAAGGAGCCUGAGACUUUCGUGGGCGAGUCGGAGGGGUGCAAGGUAUUGACUGCGGCGGGGAUUGAGUGGGAACAUGUGUCCGGACUGGAAAAAGAGAUUUUAACGGUUGCUACUGCGGGACAUGAAAAUGGGGAGGAAGAGGUUAGGACUGCGCUGGGGGAUAAGGAGACAAAUAUUGAUGAUAUCAGCGCGGAAGAGCGGCGGAGGCAGGAGCAGAUACCCCGGAACCCGAAGAAGAGGAUGAUGGAGGGGGAGACGGCUCUUUAUUAG
Molecule: messenger RNA, 681 nt
Organism: Penicillium alfredii
Lineage: Eukaryota; Fungi; Ascomycota; Eurotiomycetes; Eurotiales; Aspergillaceae
Product: putative DRAP deaminase
Exons: 1
Coding region: 1-681 (226 amino acids)
Molecular function (GO): catalytic activity
Source: RefSeq, a predicted model, not a curated record